This is a messenger RNA of Hippopotamus amphibius kiboko, 2981 nucleotides long. It is a transcript of the gene XKR8, whose product is annotated as XK related 8. Gene Ontology annotation, biological process: apoptotic process involved in development; engulfment of apoptotic cell; phosphatidylserine exposure on apoptotic cell surface. The coding region runs from base 54 to 1253 and encodes 399 amino acids. Lineage: Eukaryota; Metazoa; Chordata; Mammalia; Artiodactyla; Hippopotamidae. The record is from RefSeq and is a predicted model, not a curated record. Gene Ontology annotation, cellular component: plasma membrane. The transcript has 3 exons.
CGGGAGGGCGGGUCCGAGCCCAGAAGAGCAGGAGGGGGAGAGGCUGGCGGGUCAUGCCCUGGUGGCCCCGCGCCGCGCUCUUCUGGGACGUGGUCCUGGGUGUGUUGGGCACUGUCACCUUCCUGUUAGACCUGGGCGCCGACCUGUGGACCGCAAGCCAAUAUGUGCUCAGCGGUUGCUACCUGUGGGCCGCGCUGGUGCUGGCGCUGUUGGGCCUCGCCUCCGUCGCGCUGCAGCUCUUCAGCUGGGUCUGGAUGCGCGCCGACCUCUCCAUCCCGCAUGCGCCGAAGCCCCCAGGCCAGUACCUGGCGCUGUUGCAUCUCCUGCAGUUGGGCUACCUGUACAGGUGCGUGCAGGGGCUGCGGCAGGGGCUGCUGGUGUGGCGGCAGGAGGUGCCUUCCCAGUUCGACUUGGCCUACGCCGACUUCCUCUCCCUGGACAUCAGCAUGCUGCGGCUCUUUGAGACCUUCCUGGAGACGACACCGCAGCUCACGCUGGUGCUGGCCAUCGUGCUGCAGAGUGGCAGCGCCGAGUACUACCAGUGGCUCAGCAUCUGCACGUCCUUUGUGGGUAUCUCGUGGGCACUGCUCGACUACCACCGGGCCCUGCGCACCUGCCUCCCCUCCAAGCCCCUCCUGGGGAUGGGCGCCUCUGUGAUCUACUUCCUGUGGAACCUGCUGCUGCUGUGGCCCCGCGUCCUGGUCGUGGCCCUGUUCUCAGCCCUCUUCCCCCGCUAUGUGGCCCUGCACUUCUUGGGCCUGUGGCUGGUGCUGCUAUUCUGGGUCUGGCUUCAGGGCACGGACUUUAUGCCGGAUCCCUGCUCCGAGUGGCUGUACCGGGUGACGGUGGCCACCAUCCUUUAUUUCUCCUGGUUCAACGUGGCUGAGGGCCGCACCCGCGGCCGUGCUACCAUCCACCUGGUGUUCCUGCUGAAUGACAGCCUUCUCCUGGUGGCCGCCUGGGUGACUCAGAGUGCCUGGCUGCCCAGCGGGCACCUGCUACAGAGGCUGCUGCCUGCAGCCGGCAUCUGCUUCCUUCUGGGGCUGGCUCUGCGGCUGGGCUACUACCACUGGCUACACCCUAGCUGCCACUGGGAGCCUGACCAGGUGGACGGGGCCCAGGGUUUCCGCUCCCUCGAGGGGCAUCAGCUGCCUCAGAACAGGCGCAUGGCCCAGUUGGCUAAGAACUUUUUUCCCAAGGCUAGGGAUGAGGCGGCUUUGCCACGGAAAGGAGAGGUGAAUGGUGUCCUUUGAGGCAGGGUCAGACCCAGCCAGGGGACUGAAGGCCAGAUGGAAAUCAGUUGGUAGAAUGUAGAAGAUACGCUCCUUAUGCUGCUAAGGGCCUUGAUUCACUCAACAAGCACUUGAUGUCUGGUCUGUGCCAGGCACUGAAGACCAGAGUUGAGUAAGACAGAGGCCUGCCCUCAAGGAUGAGAACAAGAGGAGAAGGGCUAGGCCCUGGAAGGUCAAGGGCCCCAAUUUUGUAUGAAACACUUUGGGAGGAAAGAAGAGACUCCCCUUCCCCGCUCUCCCAACUAGUAUACCCCAAAGCAUCCCAGUGUCGGUAUUUUUACCUCCCUGGCUACCUCUAAAAUAAUUGGUGGAGGUGCUCUCCCACCCUUGGUGCCCGUAUCCUGGGCUGGAAGGCCCCAGGACCUCUAGGAUGUGGUCUCUGGAAUUCUUCCUCCCCUGCCCCACCCCAGUCACUCAGUUCACUCAGCAGAUGUUUACCGAGGGCCUUUUCUGUGCCCGGAGGAUCAUUCUAGCCUUAGCAGAUCAGCUGCCAUCCCAUACCCCCUCCAGCUACUCCAGAGCAGGCUCUCCUGCUGGAAGUCAGGGAAACCCGACUGCCUGACCCCCGUCGGCCCCUCCCAGGCCUCUGCCCCUGCUCUCAAGGAGUGACCUUUCACAAGUGCCUUGUGAACCUGUGGUUGAGUAAUUUUUUAUACUCAUUCUUUCUACCUCAGAGUCUGUAAGCUAGAGACACGUGUGUGUUGCUUUUGUUGAACAGUAUUAUUAGAUUAUUAUUAAAAGCUCAUGAAAUCCUCCAGCCUAGCUGUGUCAUUAAAUCUACCACCAGGUUCAAAGCUGCCUGGAAAAAAGGGGUCAAGGACACAAAGUCUACCUCUCAAAGUCGGUAAAGGCCCUGGGACCAGAGAAGAGGGCUGGCUUAGGCAAGACUUCUCAACCUUGUAUUCUAAGUGUCGGGAGCGGGUGAGCCAGUGUGGGUUUGACCGCUUAGGUAGGCAUCAGAACCCAGACCUGGGCUGACUCUAGUGUAUGCUCUUAACCGGCUCUGCUGCUGAGCCUGCUGGGAGUAGCCACACCUUUGGUACCAUGAAGUGAAUAUGCGAGUGCAGGUGAAGAAAGCUCUUGUUUCUGGGAGCUUAUUGGGAGCGUGGCAGUGAUGACAGGGGAUGUGGAUGUGGGCAAUGUGUCAGGGAGGUCUGUGGUUUGGAGAAACAAGGAGCAGGAAAAGGGUGCUGGAGACAGAAGGAAAGGUUCGUCACAACUGGGAUGGGACCCAGGAGAGUCUGUUAUUGAUGCAUUCAUCUUGUGGAGACACAAUAAAGAGAAUAAAAGACUGUAUGAGAGAGUGUUAAGUGCUAAAAGAAAAAUAAGGUCAGGAAAGUGUGUGUGUGUUGUGGGUGGGAGUUAUAAUUUUAUAUAGCAUGGCCGGGAAGGCCUCCCUGAGAAACUAAGCCCUAAAGGAGGUGAGGGUGAGAGCCACGCAGAUGUGCUUUAUUCCAGGUGCCAAGUCAGCAGUGACUGCAGGAAGGAGGGAUUGUAGCAGUUAUGUUGGCCUGGAGCCAAGGCUGACACAGAAAUGAGAGUUGGGAGCAGGGAGAAACUCUGGGACGAUGACACUGGUGCCUCUUACAUACACAGAAUGGUAGCGGCAGAAAGGGUCUCCAGGAUCACUUAGUCCAAUGAUUUCCAGACUUUUGAAUUUCAAGAGCCAGUAAAAUGGCCAACAUGAUU